Messenger RNA from Seminavis robusta, 1077 nucleotides. NCBI's taxonomy places the organism in Eukaryota, Bacillariophyta, Bacillariophyceae, Naviculales, Naviculaceae. The record is from the annotation of a GenBank genome assembly.
AUGGCUCGUCUUGUGCUCAAGAAGAGCAAGGCGCCGUCAUCAUCAACACGCCAUUGGAAUCGGUCGCCGAAUCUGGGUCUCAUUGCCUUGGUCUCUAUCCUACUCUUUACCCACUAUGGACAGUCCAAUAUAGGCUCAUAUACCAGCUUGUUAAACAGCAUGGAAGAAUCCUCAUAUCUCUUGGCCCAAUCGGCCACCAAUACGGCGACGAAACAAACAUCUUCAUUUUUGCAUGGACACGAUAAACACGAUGGCAGCAGUGACGAUUUUGACUUUUUGAUGUGUGUCAAGGACGUGUUGGAUAAUCUACCCAUUGGCAAGGGACGACUCGCCGCGCGACGCAAUCCCAAACGUCUCAACAUUGUCUUUGCGCACCACUUUGAUGCCAACAAUGGACCCAAAAAGUGGAAUGCCAAGGAUCGCUUUCAGCCCAUGCCGCAACUGCAAAAGGCAGAUGCUGGUUCCGCCAAAAGUUGUGUCGUUUGGGAAGUGGGGGCUCAUGAACGAGCAGAAGAUUCACGAACGCUACUCGAACAGUAUCCCGACUGCACCUAUCAUGCCUUUGAGCCGAUACCCACGUUCUUCGACAAUUUACAACGCAACUGGAAGGACGAGCCUCGCAUGCAUACGCACAAUUUUGGUAUUGGAGUCAAGGAUGAUGUCUUUCAAGUGGAUCCUAACUCUUUGCAUAGUCAAAGCACGUAUAUAGGUGACUAUGCGACUGAUCGUGGUGACGACGGUGACGUGAACUAUAACCACAACAAUCAAGGAGGAGGAGCCGGUUUGCAUGCUCACAUCAAGUCCUUUGAACACACAGUGGCCGAAGCUGGUGGACAAUAUCCCACUUUGAUGCACAUGAAUUGCGAAGGCUGUGAAUGGGAGUUGCUGCCCAGUGGCAUGGACGUGGGCUUUAUACAACGCAUUCCUAUCAUUCAAAUUGGCUUUCACAAUUAUGGCGAAAAGGAAGGGCUCGGUGGACGCGCAUGGCAGCUGUGCGAGAUUCGACAACGUCUCAGUCAAUCGCACCGCAUGGUCAAGGGAGUGCCUUUUGCGUGGGAGCGAUGGAUCAAGAAGUAG